Messenger RNA from Chionomys nivalis (European snow vole), 2157 nucleotides. RefSeq names its product nascent polypeptide-associated complex subunit alpha, muscle-specific form-like. The record is from RefSeq and is a predicted model, not a curated record. Lineage: Eukaryota; Metazoa; Chordata; Mammalia; Rodentia; Cricetidae. The transcript is spliced from 8 exons. The coding region runs from base 1 to 2157 and encodes 718 amino acids.
AUGCCCAUCAAGGCGCCGCCCUGGCCGGGGGCUGUCAGGCCUUCGUUUGGGCCGGCCGCCCCGGCGCGGCGCGGGGAGCGGAGACAGUGGCUGCGGUGGCGGGCAGAGCGCGAAGGCCGGGCCCUGGCGCGGGGAGGGCGUUAUAUCGGGCUCCCCUCGGCCCCGUCUCCCCCGAAACUCUGCCGCCCCAAACUUGGGGAAAACUUUCCCAACUUCAGACAGGGCGGGAGGAGCGCGCCGGCCUUAGUCCCUCCAGCCCCCAGUUUCUCCUCUAGGCCCCCAGUUUCAGCAGCCUGGCGGUCCCGGGGACCCACGCUUAGUCUUGAGCCGCCCUGCCCGCGGGCGAGCGCGCCCGCCCCUGUUCCCCGCCUGGCCCGCAGGGCCUCGCGGGCCCGUUACCUGCGGCCGCAGCCCAGCCCGGCUUCCCUCCCCGAGGCUGUGGCAGCUCCUAGCCUGCGCCCCACCCGCCCCGCUGCCAGGCGCCGAGCUGUGCCAGGGCAGCGCCCCUGGCAGCCCCGCCCGCCGGCUCCCCUUGCCUUCCCCUCUCCUCCCCAGCCCAUGUGCCGGCAGAGCCGGCCCCGGACCGCUGACCCCGCUGUGAACCCGCCGACGAGCAGCGGCCCAGCCGUCCCGAGUCCUCUAGGGAAGACACUUAGUGCCCUAAACGCCUGCGGCGACCCAGGACGCCCGCGCCUGAGGAUGCUCCCCGGCCGGCCCGCGCGCGAGGACCAGCCUGUCCCGGGUCGGGUCCCAUGCCUGCCCCUCCCGGUCGCCAACUCGAGGACCCACCUGGGGGGCAUGUCGGAAGCCCCGGGCCCGGCUGCCGGCGGAUCCAGGGGGGACGUGGCUGCAAUGCGCUGCCCUCCGCCCGCCGGGCCCCCGGUCGGUCUGUCCUGCCGGUCCGUCCUCCCCGCGUCCUGGUCGCGUCUCAGCCCCACCGCGCUUUCCGCACACUCUUAUCUGGAGCGGCCCGAACCGGAACGUUAUCAGUGGGAGGAGACCGUGCACCCGCUCGUGGGUGCUCCGGAAAUGUCCCUGCGCAGCUGGGCGGAGGCACCAACACCGUUGCAAGCACCGCGCCUCAGUGGCCCACGCUCCGCCUCCUCCCCGCACCUCCUGACCCCCGCCUACACCAUGGGGGGGUCCCCCCAAACCGCCCACAGCUUCUUAUUGGCUGCGCCUUCCUCCGUGGCCAAGCCGGAGAGGCUGGGGCGCAGUUACUAUGCCCGCCGCCUGCAGUUCCGGAAAGUUAACCCCUUGGAGACCAAGCCUGGGGUUACAGCGGUGACUCAGCCUAGAUGGCCCCGACUGAUUGAGCCGGGGCGGCCACGACAGACAGACACACACCUCGACCCUGCGACUCUCUCGGGACCCCUGCCCCGCAUGCUGCCCAGACGCCCCUUCCCCGUCCUGUCCCGACCCUUCGGGCUGUCCCACUGCGCCCAGGACUUCCCGCCUCUGACUCUGACGUCAACGGUCGCGUGCCUGUCCGCGCGUGUUUGGGCGGAGGGGGACGUGAGAAGCAGCAGCGCCCCAGCCGCGGGCGACGGUACAUCCCCGCCCGGGCAGUGCGCCGGCACCUUGGCUCUAGACUGCUUACUGCCCGGGCCGCCCUCAGUAACAGUCUCCAGUCACGGCCACCGACGCCUGGCCCCGCCCCAGGACCGCCGACCCCGGGCCCCUCCGCGCCUCCCUGCGCCGCUGUCCGCGGUGCUGAUGCAGCGCAGGAGCCUCCCUCGGGCCCGCCCGUCCAAGGUCCCCGUGGGCUGCUGUGGGCGCUGGUCCCGCACACGCUCGUACAGCCCCAGCCGCCCCCACCCCGCCUGCGCUGCUGACGUCAGCCUGACAGUCCCGCCCCCGCGUCUCCAGGGCAACCGUGGCUUUCGAUUGUUACUGUGGGAACCGGAGGUAACAGUCUACAGCCAUGGUCGCCCCGCAGCACGCCCACGCUCCCCACCACGCCGAGUUCUGCCAGUCCGGGUUUGGGCAGAUGCAGAGCAAGAGGAGGCGGGGCGGCGACACAACAUCCGAUGUGUCUGCGGGGGGUGGCAGGAGAGCCAGGUCCUGAAGACCAUUCACAUGGAUCUUUAUUUAGAGGACUCCCAAGGAGUGCAGGUCCUUUCCCCAGCUGAAGCCCGCCUAGAGGGGGCAGCCUAG